Chenopodium quinoa (quinoa) is the source of this 3340-nucleotide messenger RNA. Its product is annotated as NAC domain-containing protein 76-like. The record is from RefSeq and is a predicted model, not a curated record. Lineage: Eukaryota; Viridiplantae; Streptophyta; Magnoliopsida; Caryophyllales; Amaranthaceae. Gene Ontology annotation, biological process: regulation of DNA-templated transcription. Gene Ontology annotation, molecular function: DNA binding. Bases 1978 to 3024 code for a protein of 348 amino acids. The transcript has 4 exons.
UUUUAUUUUGUUGGCUGAUGUGUUUAUUGUGUUGGCUUAUUUGUUCCUUUUAUUUGCUGAUUUCAUCAUUUUGUUGGCUGAUAUGUUCCUUCUAUUGGCUGAUAUGUUCCUUGUGUUGACAAAUAUGUUUUUAUUAAUGUUUGAUAUGUCCUUAAUGUUGACUGAUAUCAGACAUCAUCAAUUGGCUGAUAUGUUCAAUUUAAUGGCUGAUAAGCGUCAUUUGUUGGCUAAUAUGAUUGACAAAAUGCAAUAUAUUUUUAUUUCUUUCUCUCUCCUCUUUCCCUCUCUUCCUCUCUUUCUGUUUCAAAUGAGAAUGGGGUUUCUCAUUAACAAUAAACAUGAAAAACCAACAACAACAACACCACCGGCUGCUCCCCAAAUGCCCAACCACCAACAGCACCACCGCUGCUCCCCAACUGCCGCCCAACCAGCCACCAUCUACCAGCAAAAUCCACUAGUAGAGAACCGCCGCCACCAAUCAGUCCCAACCACCGUCCACAACAGCCACGACCUUCACCGUCAUAACACCAACCCACAAAUUCUCUCUCCUCCUUAACCCUUCGCCAUUUCUCUUCUCUCUCCUUCGACCCAACCUCCUCUUCCACCGCCGAAACCCGCAUACACAUCGGCUACGCACUCCUCUUCCUCGGCUGCGGCGUCAGAACUUGCUACUCCUUCCCUCUCCCUGCGACUUGCACCAGCGAAUCGCGGCCGAAGACUACUCUAUGUUGAUUGAAGAAGUGAAGAUUGAAGAACCCUAACAAUUCGAUAAGUUCUGGAUUCUUCAUGGCCUUUGUUCAAUUGAUUAAGAUUCGUGAAGUAUAGUCUGAUAAUCUUGAAUCUAAGUUUUUGUUGAUUCGAUCUUUGAUCGACGAUUACUCCUUCGUUGCAAUUGAUACGGAGUUUCCCAGUGUACUUUUGUGGCAAUUCGGCAGCGUCUCGCCGCACGAACUAUUGCGGCGCUGCCGCACCCAAUAGUUUGUGUAUUCUUAUAUUCGUUUGUGUAACCACAUUAUAUCUUCACUAUUAUUCUUUAUUAACUCAACCCAUUGCUAACCCAUCAACCCAUAUAAACCUUUUUUUUUUUUUUUUGACAAAACCCAUAUAUAACUUAUUAAUCCGACUCAACUAGACCAUUUGAUCAAACCACUAGCUAUUAAUCUUCACCGACCCACAUAAUAAACAAACCUAACUAUUAAUCUAUUUUUUUCCAAACUUGAAGAGGAAGAUCAUACAUUUAAAUUAUGUGGAGUAACAAGUAAAAACACCAAGAGAAACAACAUGUUCAUUUCCUUGGAAAACAAACACCAACAAAGCAACAAGUAUACUAUAGUAUAAAUAUUACAGUAACACCCAAAUGCCAAUUCACUCUAGCUGUACCUGUACACACUUAUUAUCCACAUAUAUAUUGCACGUCAACCUCGUCUAGUCUUCUCUAAUUAGCGACCGAUUAAUUUAAUCACAUUCGAUUAAGGCCUUAAUUUCUCAAGCUGGUAAUCUUCCUAAUUUCUAAUCCUUAAUUCAAUGACAUUAAUGAGGCGAAAUUCAGGCCUAAGGUCUGCUAUUCAACGGACAGAAUCCCUAGUCAGAUUACCGCUCCCCCGUGCACCGUUAUACGUACGCUUUCAUAUACCUCCACAUGACAAUCAGACUCCCUUUCCUUUCUAUUCCUUAUUUUUUUAUUGUUUGUUUUCUUCUAUUCCCCUUUUUUAUUAUUUGUUUUCUUCUAUUCCUUUUUUUAUUAUUAUAUUUCUUCUAUUCCUUUGACUAUUAUAUCCCCCAGCUUUCCUUUAUUUCUGUUCCCUUUUCCUUGGUUUUAGUUCCCAUUCUUCUUGAUUACAAUCUAAUUAAUCUUUCUUUCAAUUCCCUAUCUUUUACUUCAUCUCAUUCUUAUCAUUAUCACCUUCUCUCUAACCAAAGGUGAUUUUUUUUAGGUUGGUUGAGUAUAUUGAACUACAGACGAACAAAGUUAUUACAAUGAUGCCUGCAAAUGGUGGUAAUGGCCAAAUCUCCGUUCCUCCAGGGUUUCGCUUCCAUCCAACUGACGAAGAACUACUAUACUAUUAUUUGAAGAAAAAGGUUUCUUAUGAAGCUAUUGAUCUUGAUGUUAUUAGAGAAGUUGACCUUAACAGGCUUGAACCGUGGGAUCUCAAAGAUAGAUGCAGGAUAGGUUCAGGACCUCAAAAUGAAUGGUACUUCUUCAGCCACAAGGACAAGAAGUAUCCAACCGGCACACGAACAAACCGUGCCACGGCAGCCGGAUUUUGGAAAGCCACCGGGAGAGACAAGGCAAUCUACCUUGGCAACAAUGCAAAGCGAAUCGGCAUGAGGAAAACCUUAGUCUUCUACACCGGACGUGCUCCUCAUGGUCACAAGACGGAUUGGAUCAUGCAUGAAUACCGACUCAACGAUGAAGAUCCUCAACUUCAGCAAGAAGAUGGAUGGGUGGUGUGCCGAGUCUUCAAGAAGAAGAACCAUGGAAGAGGUUUACACUCUGAACUACAACACGAAGACGAUUACGAUAAUCCUAACCCUACAAAUAAUCACCCUUCCUCAAGCCACAUGAUAAAGCCAAGUACCAACCCUACUACUUCUACAACCCUGUUCCCACCAAGGCAACAUGGUUACAACGUCCAACCCUUGAUGUUUCCUAAUAACUACUAUAACCCUGAUUACACUUUCGAUGGCGCUAUGCACCUCCCACAAUUGGCUAGCUCCGACACAUUAUCAGCCACCGGUGGUAGCACUCUCUUUACUACCAUGGAUAAUAUACUGAGACUAAGUACCUCCGCCGGAGGACUAAUAAACACACAACAAUUAUUAGCUAAUGGCGGCGAGUGGGGGUUCUUGGAUAAGCUUCUUGCCAAUUACCAGAGCUUGGACCAGCAUCAACAACAACAACAACAACAACAACAACAAGAUCCAUCACAUAACAAGAUUGUAGCCGGCGCCAUAGCAAACCAUGAUAUCCUAGGAAUGAGCUCAACUAGUGCUCUUCAACAUCAACAACAUAAGUUUUGUUAAGGGUUUUUAAAGAUUGUGUAACCUUGAAACAAAUGGCAAGGGUUUAUAGACUUUAAUGCAAUCAGUCUGUAUUUAUUCAUUUGCUUCAUUCUACUAUAGUCUAAUAAACUUCUUUAGGAAUUCAUAGUUUUAUAGAUAUUGUAUGCUAUGCCUUUUUACUCUAUGGUUUUUGACAAUUGUUCCAUUUUUACUUUUAAGGCCAAACAGUACAUACUUUGACCAGAAAUUAUCACUAAAUUUUUCUUUCAUAAUUUUUUUUUAUAUAGUUGACAUGUUUUGACUUUUGACACUAACGCUUUGUUUGGAUAGCAAAUGA